AUGGUGCCAAUAUUUGCAACUCUAGACUUCUUAGCUUCUGGUUCUUACCAACGAAGAGUUGGUAAUUCUGUGCAUCCUUGUAUGAGUCAAACUUCAAUCAGUCGUUCAAUUCGAAGUACUAUUGAUGCUAUACAGCAAAUAAUGCACAGAUGGAUCAAAUUUCCAUCAACUCGUGAUGAAAUGGAAAUUGUGAGAAACAGAUUUCAAGAAACAUAUGGAUUUCCGGGCGUGGUUGGAGUAGUCGAUGGCACUCACAUAUGUAUUACACCACCAAAUAGUGAUAUCGAAGAAACGUAUUUUAAUCGCAAGGGAUUUCAUUCUUUAAAUGCAAUGAUCGUAUCUUAUGCUGAUAAUAAAAUAUUAGCUGUAAAUGCACGAUAUGGUGGCAGAGCAAAUGAUGCUAGGGUAUACAAUAAUUCCAUUCUAUCUGCUUUUAUGAAUCAAAAGUAUGCAGAAGGUUUGAGAAGAUUUUGGCUCAUAGUCUCAAAGAUUGUCUAA
Molecule: messenger RNA, 498 nt
Organism: Leptopilina boulardi
Lineage: Eukaryota; Metazoa; Arthropoda; Insecta; Hymenoptera; Figitidae
Product: putative nuclease HARBI1
Exons: 5
Coding region: 1-498 (165 amino acids)
Source: RefSeq, a predicted model, not a curated record